Parnassius apollo (apollo) is the source of this 1095-nucleotide messenger RNA. The record is from the annotation of a GenBank genome assembly. NCBI's taxonomy places the organism in Eukaryota, Metazoa, Arthropoda, Insecta, Lepidoptera, Papilionidae.
AUGAGUCUUAAAACAAGUUUAUUGUAUUGCUGUUUAAUAUAUUAUGUUAAAAUUAUUAGAGCCAGCGAGGUUGGGGAUGGCUGUUUAUCCAAUGGUGAAAACGGAGUCUGUGUUAUAAUCAGCGAUUGCGAGGUUGCAGUAAGGGCCAUAACUAUGAAUCAUUCCCAUCAUCUUCAAAGGUGCGGGUUCCAGGGCAUCACAGAGAUUGUCUGCUGUCCGCAUUCAUCGGAAAUCACGACUACUGCAGUCUAUCGGCCUACACUUGGACCGCGAGGAGGAGAUAAAAGUUUGAGAGUCGCUGACAGAGAGUGUAAAAAAAUAGUCGACACGUACAAUCCACCUUCUGGGGUAUAUAUUCUUGGUGGUGAAUUUGCAGAAGAAGGAGAAUUUCCGCACAUGGUAGCACUCGGUUAUAGAAUUUCAGAAGCCUACGUUUUUCGAUGUGGUGGUUCGUUAAUAUCAGAUAGAUAUGUAUUAACUGCCGUCCAUUGUGUUAAUACUUUAGAUCGUAUACAACCCAGCAUUGUUCGUGUUGGCGUUGUAAAUAUAACUGGCGACAACUGGAACGAUGCCACGGACAUUGAAGUAGAGCGCAUUUACAUACAUCCGGACUACUCGAGACCACGAAAGUAUCAUGACUUGGCAAUGCUCAGAUUAGCUAAAAGAGUUCCGACCUCUCGAAACGUGUUCCCAACAUGUUUGUACACCGGCGAAGCCGACCCCACUGUGCCUCUCACAGUCACCGGUUGGGGAGUAACUGAUGUAACGCGAGCUGCGACUAGUAAUUUGUUGCUAAAGGCAACACUAAAUAUAGUGCCACAAGAAAGUUGCAACCUCAAGUAUUCAAAAUCACGCAAGUUGCCCAACGGCAUUGUAAAUGAACAAUUAUGCGCCGGAGACUUGUCAGGCGUUAUGGACACUUGUCAGGGUGACUCGGGUGGUCCGUUGCAAGGACUAACGGGGUUAGACGGUCACUACAGGCUGGUGGGCGUGACUUCGUUCGGGAGUGGUUGCGGCUCACCUGUGCCCGGAGUGUACACUCGUGUCUCCAAGUACCUUGACUGGAUUGAAAGUACUGUGUGGUCCACAGCAUGA